Pyrus x bretschneideri (Chinese white pear) is the source of this 2825-nucleotide messenger RNA. Its product is annotated as OVARIAN TUMOR DOMAIN-containing deubiquitinating enzyme 12-like. Lineage: Eukaryota; Viridiplantae; Streptophyta; Magnoliopsida; Rosales; Rosaceae. Gene Ontology annotation, biological process: protein deubiquitination. The record is from RefSeq and is a predicted model, not a curated record. The transcript has 13 exons. Bases 1124 to 2122 code for a protein of 332 amino acids. Gene Ontology annotation, molecular function: cysteine-type deubiquitinase activity.
GUUUUAAAUCUGUUUACUUUGUUGGUUUGCUCUAUUGAUUGCUGAAGAAAUUUGGGUUUGUUUUUUGUUUGUAUUAUUGUUGAGAUUUUACUGCUGAUUGAGAUGUUAUUGCAAAAUCUUAAGCUUUUCUGGGUUCUGUUUGAUUGUUGGUAGUUUAUUGGUUUGAUCAUGGAUAUGCAUGUAGCAGUUGUGUUGUUUUUCUUUUGACAAGACGAUAUUCUAAACUACUUUAAUCUAAGGGGGAUGUGAGUUCGAACUGAUUCAUUAUCUUUGGUAUGUAUAGUAAAGGUCAUAUGAAAUUUUGAUUUGUUAUAGUGAAGAUUAACUUUUUUGGGUUAAGUUUACUUAAUUUCUUGGAUUUUUUCCCUAGGCAUGUGAGGUAAAAGGUUUAACUGUUAAGAAUAUUUAGCUCUCCACGUUAUUGUUGAUCCUUCAAUUUUUUUAUAGGAGUUACUUGUUUAUUAGCAAUGAUCUAGUUUAAAAUUGCAAAAGCAGGCGGGCUGGUUUAAGGUCGUUAUCGUCUUCGUGAUAUUUUAUUUAGACAUACUGGGAAUGCGUAAGCACACGUUGUUUGGUUAACAGGUUUGUCACUUCAUAAUGUUGUUAGGAUAAUUAAAGUCUGCAGGCCUUGCUGAUAUCACCACAAUUUUAAUUUUAACAUAGUUAACAAUAAACAUACUUGACCUUAGCAAAGUCUUAAAUUAUGAUUACUUGGGGCAUGCAUCAUUUUCAUAAGUUUUCUUAUUCUAAUUUAUUAUAUGCUUAGAUAUCUAAUCAAUUGUGCAUACCCUCUACUAUAUAUUGUCCAGUUCUGUAAAAAAGUCAACUGCUUUAUUAUAUUAAGGAUUUGAGUUAAAAAUCCUUAGCUUUGCCUUGCAAUCGGGAGUGCUAUACUUAAUUUAGGGAAACUAUUUCAUGCUGGGAUUCAGUUUAGUUUUGGCAGCUGAACAUUCUCGUGCAAAUUAUAGUCGGGGUUAAAGCAUGUCAAAGCUUUGAAGGUUUUUUUAAACUUUAUUAGUUGCUUUUUCGCAGGUAUUACUAUUCCCUGAACUUCUGAGGGAUUCCAUCAUUGCUCUUGGAAGCAUCUUGAGCAUUCUAAUUCCACAUAUGCAUUUUUAAGGAGAUGGCUUCCAGUGAGUAUGAUUCAGAUAUUGUUCAGUGGGGUCUUCGUCUUCUUGAUGGGGAUCCAGUUUAUAAUUCUUCAUACUACUACGGCAGUGACAUGAUACAACAAGAUGCUAAUGAUAUCUACCAUGAUGAGUAUAUCAGGAGUCAUUAUGAUACAGAAUCAAACAAUGUAGAAAAUGAUGAAAUCAUUGCACAUACUCUUCAAGAAGAAUUUGCACGACUAUCUGUAACAGAAGCCUAUGAAUACUCGCAUGCAGAAGAAGCACAGCCACAAGCUUCGUUUCAUGCAGAUGUGUGGCAUGGUCAAUCUACAAGAAAUUUUUGCUCAGACCAUGAUUACAGGCAGGAAGAAGCUGCUAUUGUGGUGCCUUCUAGCUUAUGUUAUAGCCCUGAUGAUCAUUUGGAGCUAACUGAUGAAUGUUCUCUUGAUGGGGAAGUAGGCUGGGGCUGGAAUCCUGUUCCUCACAUUCCUAGAAUCAAUGGAGAAAUUCCUUCAAUAGAUGAAGCGACUUCAGACCAUCAAAGGCUAGUUGACAGGCUUCAAUUAUAUGGCUUCGUUGAACAUAAGGUAGCAGGAGAUGGCAACUGCCAGUUCCAUGCUUUAUCAGACCAAUUGUAUCAAUCACCUGACAGCCACGAGUAUGUGAGAAAGCAAGUUGUAAAUCAGCUUAAGUCUCAUCCGGAGAUUUACGAGGGAUAUGUUCCUAUGGCAUAUGAAGACUAUUUGGAGAAGAUGUCCAAGGAUGGUGAGUGGGGUGACCAUGUCUCAUUACAGGCAGCUGCUGAUUUGUACGGAGUGAAAAUUUUUGUCCUGACUUCUUAUAAGGAUAACUGUUGCAUAGAGAUUCUUCCUAAUAUUCAAACUUCAAAACAAGUUAUUUAUUUGAGUUUCUGGGCAGAGGUGCAUUACAACUCAAUUUAUCCUCAAGGAGGCACAACCUCAUAUGAGAACAGAAAAAAGAAAAAAUGGUGGAUAUUUGGGAAUAAACAUUAGGAAUGUUUGGAUGGCAUUUAUGGCAUUCAGCACAUGUCUCCCUCAUAUUGUUGAUGCUGCUGCUGUUUAAAUCCUGUAGUCCUUGGUUCAGGACCUCACAUACUUAUAUUUUUGCUCUUCCAAUGUCCAUCCAGGCUGAAUUAUCUCAUUGUAAGAGCAAGUAUCAUGAAAUGGAAAGCAGGAUUAUAUUGCGGAAAAAUGCGAUGCUGUCUAUAGACAUAUAGAGAGAUGGAGAGGAGUUACUUGAGUAUCUAGAAGAUGGUUAAGUUCAGGAUUUUUGUUGGACAUUGUGGUGGGAAAUAAGUUUCAUGCAAGGUGUUGUAUAAGCGCGUGUAUUUGCACGAAUAUGACGAAUUUGCAGCAGGUGGGUUCCAAGUUCCAACUGAAAAGGAAAAAGUUCUGGCCAGUAUCUGCGUCGAUAUGACAAACUAUGCAGCCGAUUAGUAGUUAGAAACACAAGCUUAGAAGAUAUAUCGACUCUUUGCUUCUUGUUCUUUGGCAGACGGCGACACUUAAUCAUGGGUAUCAUUGUUUCUUAGUCAUAUUGAAGUAUUUAUACAUUUCCAUGAGUAAUGAUGCAGUAGUAUUAGCAACAUCAGAAGAAUAUGAACUUUUGUUUUUCUGCUUUUCGUUUCAAUAUGUUUUGUUUCGUCAUUGAAAUGAUUUGAUCGAACAGAACGGUUGGUGAACACAAUUUUCUUGA